AUGACAAAUGCUAAAUCGGAAAAAGAGGAGAAAUCAGAGGUGGAAUUGGAGCUGAAACUAUUGGAAGCUCUCGAAAUCUAUCCUCCCGCCAAAUUACGAGGCAUACAUAGGCACUUUGUGCUUUAUGGUUUAACAGAAUAUAUGUGCAGAAGUUUCAAUCGGUCAUUUACUGCAGAUGAUGUUUUGAAGUUGUUGGAUCGCUUCUACAACUUGGAAAUGCUGAAACCUGAUGACGAAGACGAGGAGAUCCUAAAUCAGGAGGAAGAUUUUCGCUUGCCGAAAAGUUAUUUCCUAGAGGAAUGA
Molecule: messenger RNA, 303 nt
Organism: Fraxinus pennsylvanica
Lineage: Eukaryota; Viridiplantae; Streptophyta; Magnoliopsida; Lamiales; Oleaceae
Source: the annotation of a GenBank genome assembly